Molecule: messenger RNA, 1623 nt
Organism: Paramecium sonneborni
Lineage: Eukaryota; Ciliophora; Oligohymenophorea; Peniculida; Parameciidae
Source: the annotation of a GenBank genome assembly
AUGAGCAGUUCAGAAAUACAAUCAGAUUCUGAAGAUUUAAUCUAAGAAAAUAAAGAUUUUGAUUUCUAUGCUGAUCUCUUAAAUCCUUCUGAAAGAUUAAAAAAAAGAGUAUAAGAAUCGACUAUUAAUUUAACAAAAAAAUAAUGUAAAUCAUAAAAAUUGAAUGAAAAGUCAUAAAAGAAAUAAAAAUAAUUAGUAUAGAAAAUAAAAAAUGAAGAUUAACAUGAAAAUAUUUAAUUAUAAUAUGAUCCUAAAAUAUUUGCAAUAAAUAGUGACUUUUAAUAAUUGAAAUUAAAUAAAGCAUUAGUAAAAGUUUGUCAUUAAUAAGGAUAUAAAUAUCCAACUUAAAUUUAAGCAUAAGUAAUUCCUUUAAUUUUAGCAGGUAAAGAUGUAUUAGCAAAUUCAUGUACAGGAUCAGGAAAGACUGCAGCAUUUUUAUUACCAUUAAUGGAAAGAUUUGGAAAUACUAAAAGUCAAAGAUAUUCUAAAGCUUUAAUUGUAUUACCCACUAGAGAAUUAGCUUUAUAAUGUUUUGAAAUGUUUUAGAUGCUAAAUUAAUUCUCUAAUUGUACAGCUGCUCUUGUUAUAGGAGCUGUUCCUAUAUAAUAACAAGAAGCAGAAUUAAGAAGAUAUCCUGAUAUUAUUAUUGCUACUCCAGGAAGAAUUGUUGAUAUAUUAAAAAAUUCAUUUAGUAUAGAUUUAUCUAGGUAUUAUAUAUUUAUCAAUAUUAAAGUAUUGAAGUAUUAGUCUUAGAUGAAGCUGAUCGAUUAAUGGAAAUGGGAUUUGAAGCAGAAAUCAAAGAAAUUCUAUAAUAAACACCUAGAGAUAGAUAAACUGUAUUGAUUAGUGCCACUCUUAAGGCAACUGUUUAAUAACUUUCUUUAUUGGCUUUACAUAAACCAGUUAAAGUUAGUGUAGAUUUUGUUGGAGGAUUAGCAUAUGGUUUAAAAUAAUAUAUACUAAGAAUUUAUUCUGAUGAUGAAAAAGAUAGAGAGGCUACGUAUUAUACUAUUUAAAUUUAUUAGUCUUCUUGCUUUAUUGUAAAAUUAAUUUACUGAUAAAACUAUUAUAUUUGUUAGAACUAAACAUGAUUGUCAUAGAUUAUCUAUCAUUUUAGGUUUAAAACAUUUAAGUUCUUGUGAAUUACAUGGAAAUUUAACUCAACAACAAAGAAUUUAAGCUUAUGAAGAUUUUAAAGUACUUUUAUUAUAUAAAUAUUAGGAAGCUAAAUAUAAAUUUUUAUUAGCUACUGAUCUUGCAGCUAGAGGAUUAGAUAUUGCUAAUGUAAAAGCUGUAAUUAAUUAUGAAAUACCUUAUGAAACUUCUAGAUAUAUUCAUAGAAUUGGCAGAACUGCUAGAAUUGGAAAUUAAGGUGUCUCUGUAACUAUUUGUUUACAAAAAGAAGUUUCUAAAUUUAAAUAAAUGAUUAAAGAGUCUAAAUAAAAACUAUAUUAAUUCAAAUUUAAUCUAGACUCAAUUAAUAUUAUCAAAUCUGAAAUUUAAUAAUUAGAACCAAAAUUAAAAAAAUUAUUAAAGAUGAAGUUUUUGAAAAAGAAAUAUAAAAAACAGAAAUUCUAGCAUAAAGAGCUUAAAAUCUCAUUUAACAUAGAACAGAAAUUAUGA